Messenger RNA from Fukomys damarensis (Damara mole-rat), 3860 nucleotides. RefSeq names its product OTU deubiquitinase 3 (gene Otud3). NCBI's taxonomy places the organism in Eukaryota, Metazoa, Chordata, Mammalia, Rodentia, Bathyergidae. Gene Ontology annotation, molecular function: cysteine-type deubiquitinase activity. The coding region runs from base 354 to 1247 and encodes 297 amino acids. The record is from RefSeq and is a predicted model, not a curated record. The transcript has 8 exons. Gene Ontology annotation, biological process: protein deubiquitination.
CCCGGGGCAGUGACCCCAGAGGCUCCUAGUGGGGGCAGACGCGGCGAGGAAACUAGAAAUGGGUCCUGAGAUAGAACGCUGGAGCCGAACAGAACGCCUGAGGUGACGUUUAAGCCGAAACUGGAAGGAAUGAGGUGGAGCGGUCAUAAUGACGCUAAGACCCAUAGAUAGAGCUCCGCUGAGGAUCCCCUGACCUUUGCUCUUGGCUGUGACUCCCUUCUCCACUUGCAAUUGCCUGUUCAGAGCCCUUGGUGAUCAACUGGAGGGACACUCGAGGAAUCAUCUGAAGCACAGACAGGAGACAGUGGACUACAUGAUAAAGCAGCGGGAAGAUUUUGAGCCUUUUGUAGAAGAUGAUGUUCCUUUUGAGAAGCAUGGUAGGUUCACCGUGGGACACUGGAUCCUUCAGGAGUAAUGCAUUGGUGGCCAGUUUGGCAAAGUCUGGUACUUUUGCUGGUAAUGAUGCAAUUGUAGCAUUUGCAAGAAACCAUCAGUUGAAUGUGGUGAUUCAUCAGCUUAAUGCCCCUUUGUGGCAGAUUCGAGGUACUGACAAAAGUAGUGUGCGGGAGCUGCACAUCGCCUACCGGUACGGAGAGCACUAUGACAGCGUUCGGAGGAUCAACGACAACUCAGAAGCACCUGCGCAUCUGCAGACUGAUUUUCAGAUACUUCAUCAAGAUGAAUCAAAUAAAAGAGAAAAAAUAAAGACAAAAGGAGUUGACUUAGAAGAUAACCUGAAAGAUGAAGUAGAAGAUGCUGUCCAGAAAGUUUGUAAUGCAACUGGAUGUUCAGAUUUUGAUUUAAUAGUCCAGAACUUGGAAGCUGAAAAUUAUAAUAUUGAAUCUGCAAUAAUGGCAAUGCUUCAGAUGAACCUGGGGAAGAGAAACAACACAGAGGAGAAUCCUGAGCCCAAUGGCCGAGCUCUCAAGCAGUGUGACCCUUUAUGGGAGGAGGGUGGCACCGGCAUCAGAAUCUUUGGAAAUCAGAAUUUAAACGGAGGCAAGACCGAAAACAGUAAGGCACGGGCCAGCCCUAGUGAAGAAAACAGAACCCAUAACCAGCUCCCAAAGGUCUCAAACAAGCACAGGAGGGAGCAGCAGCGGCUGGAGAAGAAGAAACGACAAGAAGAAAGGCAUCGUCUCAAAGCCUUGGAGAGCAGGAGCAGCCACAGGGACAACAACAGAAGUGAGGCAGAUGUGAACGCACAAGUCACCUUGGUGAAGACCUUUGCUGCUCUGAACAUCUGACUCGGGCCUCCUGGGAACUGUGAGAAGCAGAGGGAAGACGGAGUACGGCAAGCCAGGCUUUCCAGUGAGGCCAUUCUUUGACAAAGUGAAACAUAACCGACAAAACCCACACAGAAAGAAAUUCACACUGAAUUAGUUUCCUUCAAGCUUCCUCUUUUUUGUAGAAUUUUGUCAGUGCUGUGUUUUUGUUUCAUGAAAAUGCAGUGAAGCCAUUCAUAUUCUGUAAUACCAACUUAAAAUACUGAGUUUUAGGGGUAGAUAGGUGAGGAAAACCUUUUUAAGUGUGGCUUUAUUUGCCCUCGAAAUCAGAGUUCAUUGACCAUGGGAUCUUCCCUUAACUCAUGGGGUGAGUUUUGCUGUAAUUGUUCAUGAAGUAGUUUAGAGUAAUUAUUAGAAAUUCAGAAUGUUAAAUUAGUUUCUCUUUCAGACAGAUAUCAACAUACAUAGGGUGGCUUAUAAAUGGUUUUUAUCUCAGGAAAAUAAUUAGAUUUAAUUUCAUUCUUAUCCAGGUUACUCAGAAAUUAAUUCAGAUAGUGUUUUCCCAAAGUAAUGCAAUAUCAGGGGUGGCCUGCAGCUGUCUGGGUAGAAAUUAAAGAACUGUGUCUCUCUCCUUCCUGACUGAUGUCAUUUCAGAUGGUUUCAUUGGAACUCAAGCCAUAGGAUGAGUGCGUCUGACUGUCAGGGAGGCCUGGACUCUGCUAAGAAGUUGGCAGUGGUAUUGUUUUGGGUAUUGUCUCCCAAACAACUAAUGUAGCACUACUUGUGAGGCAGUUCUGGGAUUCUGAUUAUCUGUGGAGUAGAGUUUGUGGUUGUAAAGUCGGGACUCCUGAGUUUCUGCCUAGCCAGAGCCUAAAAAUUACUCGUUUUUAUAGGAGGGGAAGUCUAGAAGGGUAUCUGAAGUGUUUUUGUGUGUUCUCAAUUUAAGUAAUGGUGUAUUCUUCCCGUUUAUUCUAGACUUCAGAGAAGUAAAAGGUUACUUGACCAUUUAGGUCGCUACAUUUUCUUAGUGUUGUAGAAAUGAAGUCCCUAGAAGUUGACAUUUAUUUAUUUUUAUUUAAGCCCCUCUGGGGAUUUUGAUGUCAGGAAAACUCCAGCUUUGCCUGAGGCUGGCGAUGACUUAGGUUAGACCACCAGGGAAGGGGCCUCCCUUGGUUAAGGCCCGCAGUUGACUCCACAGUUCUGAAAGAGAUUGAGGCAGUACACAGAUCACAUUCCCGAAAUGGAGUGGGGUGGAUGUGAACUUUAAAAUUGUCACAUGUGAGGUAGCCAGUCCUAGACAGGGUUCUUUGCCUUCUGGGAACCUAGUAUUUGGGUAGAUAAUGUAUCCUAACUCAAAAGGUAAAUGGUUUGUUAUCUCCUUUACCCCUAGAUUUCAAAAUUGUAAGAGUGGAGGCGAAGGGAAAUAUGCAGAGUUCGGUAUGUGUGGGUUAUGUCAUUAUCUGUGCAGGCUCUGGAUCUAUCGCACUGUUACUGUCAGCAUCCUGUUUGCUUUCUUCAGUUUUAAUGACAUCUUUCAUUACUUUGUUUUACUUUGGGACUGUGUGGUUGGAGCAUUAGAAGUCUGUUGGAAUUGCUCCCAGGACGUUGUAACGUGGGCUUUUUCCUGGUGACAGUGAACCACAGUAUUUCACAGAUUUUAAAACUGCACAGCAUUUUUUCUCUGUACGUUGCUGAGUACCACCUUCGAGACUCUGGGACUCAGUCCAAACAAAGGAAGGCACUCUGUUACCCUCCUCUAGGGGUGUGGAUCGGGUGCUUGAGGAUCGAGUCUUCUCCCUUUCACCUCUAGGCAGGUUCCUGGCUGGCUGAGCCUCUCCGAGCGAACAGCUUUCUUACCUCCUUUGUACUGCUUAAGUGCAGAAGACCAGUUCCUCUCAGAAAGAUCAAGACUGUGUACCAGAAACUCAGAAUUCAAAGUAGAAAUAGUGUACAGGAGGCCCAUUGUCAACAGUAGUAGAAUUGCUUUAUUAACUUGGUUAAUGAAGUAGCCUUGGGCCUACUGGGCUUUUGAAGUUUUUAGAAGCUGCUAAAGUCACUAGACAAUAUGGGGAACAUUUAUUUAUAAAUUACCUACUUCUGAUAAUAGGCUUUAUCAUUUCUGGGGUAUAGCGACAGUGGUUUUAAAAAACGAAUCCAAUGGUUUUAGCAAUCUUUUAUUACCAUUUCACAGCUUUCAGUUGUUUUGUGUUUAGUGUGUUAAUUAUUAGAAGUGGGUACAAGCAUCCACCUUCCUUGCUACCUUCUCAGUAAGCGUCUGAAUUUAGACUUCGUUGCCGUAAUCUCACUGAAAUGAGAGACAGGGAACCUGGAGGCCUGGCUGCCUCAGCACGCGAUCGCUUCUUCGGCAGCCACAUUGGAGGCCCUGCAUGGUUGGUUUUUGGGUGACGACGGUUUUUAGCUGAUUGUUACUUGCGUGGGUCUCUAUGGGGACUGAAUGCAGCAGCUUCCAGGGUCACAUCUUGGCUAGAAAGGGUUAAUUCAGGGCGAGAUUGUCUUGGUGGCCUGCAUUAGAGCCCGGAGAAAGAGGGGCAGCAGUGGUGUAUAGCUGCUCACUGGCCUUACCAACUACAUACAAAGGUUUUGUGGAUUUUAAGAAAGCCUUUUUUUAAAAGG